AUGACCGUGGUGCCUCAACAGAAGCCUUCCUGGCAAGAAUCUGUCCGCCAGGCCCAAGCAAUACGCGAUCGUUCCAUCGAGAAGGUCGAUGCCACUGUCCUCCCCGGUACAAAUACUGCCAGGGUGAUCGAUGUCCCCAGACAGCACCUCUCGCAGACGGAUCAGGCUAUCACAGAGAGCUCUGCUGAAGCCCUGGUAGCUUCCAUCGCAGCGAGGAAAUUAACUGCGACCGCGGUCACAAAUGCCUUUUUACGCCGGGCUGCAAUCGCCCACAAGUUGACCAAUUGCGUCUACGAGCUUCUCCCCGAGCGUGCCAUUACCCGCGCCAAAGAGCUCGACCACUAUUUCGCCAAGCAUGGAAAGCCCUCCGGUCCGCUGCACGGUCUGCCAAUUAGCAUCAAGGCACAUGUAGGCAUUAAGGGACGAGACCUGUCUGCUGGAUUCGUUGGUUGGCUGGACCGGACGAGCCCGGAUGAUGCGAAUAUCGUCAAGAUCCUUCUGGAUGCAGGUGCAGUUGUUUAUGCGAGAACGACCGAGCCACAGGGAUUGAUGAUGCUUGAAACCUGUAGCAACAUCACAGGCACCACAACCAACCCACACAACACUGCUCUCACACCUGGAGGCUCUUCUGGCGGAGAGUCGGCCCUGCAAGCCCUACACGGCAGCCCCCUUGGAAUUGGCUCAGACAUCGGGGGUAGUAUCCGCUCUCCUGCCGCCAAUUGUGGUCUCUAUGGCCUGAAGCCAUCAACCGGCCGACUCCCACCGGUCGGAGGCUCCGCAUAUUGCCGCGGCUGUGAGACAAUCCUCGGAACACUAGGGCCUAUUUCACCGACUUUAGGAGGCGUUGAAAUUUUCAUGAAGACUAUAAUCGAAUCAAGGCCCUGGGUCAACAACUCCAUGGUGCUCCCAAUCCCGUGGAGGGACCAGGAAAAUUACAUUCAUCAGGAUGGCAAGAAUUUGACUGUCGGUGUGAUGUGGACCGAUGGUGUUGUUACCCCCGCACCAGCGGUCACAAGGGCUUUGAAUGAAGUGGUUGAGCGUCUCAAAUUGGCGAAAGGCGUUGAUGUUAUUGAGUGGAAGGCAUAUCAGCAGAAGGAGGCCCUGGAGAUUCUUACCAGGCUUUAUGCUCCAGAUGGUGGUAAGGCAUUUGCCAAACACGUUGAGUCUUCCGGAGAGCCCUUUAACCCGCUCACGGCUUGGACUUUGCGGGAUACUCCCGGUAUUGAAGAACUUAGCCACCAGGGCGUGUGGGACUGGACUGGCAAGAGGGAAAUGUUCCGCUACGCCUACUUGCAGGAAUGGAACAGUGUCGCGCCGGAAAUGGACGUCAUAAUCUGCCCCGCAUUCCCCACGCCCGCGCCCCUGCAUGGAACUUCGAGAUAUUGGGGUUACACCUCUUUAUUCAACCUGCUGGAUUAUCCGGCCCUCGUAUUCCCAGUUACCAAGGUUGAUCCCGAGAGAGACGCCAAAGAUAUCACUUAUACUCCGAAGAACGAAUUCGAUAGCUGGGCGCACGAGCAUUAUGAUCCGGUGAAGCAGGUGGGUGCACCUGUCUCUUUGCAAAUUGUUGCCAAGAGGCUGGAGGAGGAAAAGUUGUUGCAGGCUUUUAAGGAGAUAAAGGAGAAGAUUGGUCUGCCGUUUGUUGAUUGUCUGGCUUGA
Molecule: messenger RNA, 1659 nt
Organism: Penicillium cinerascens
Lineage: Eukaryota; Fungi; Ascomycota; Eurotiomycetes; Eurotiales; Aspergillaceae
Product: Amidase
Exons: 6
Coding region: 1-1659 (552 amino acids)
Source: RefSeq, a predicted model, not a curated record